UAGCGCCAUCUCUUGCUCUAGAUCUAUAUACCGCGGCGGUACGUAAAAUAAAAAAAACCGAAGUUGGUGAGAAAUAUGGCGCUUGUUUGCAACAUUUAGAAUCGUUGAAGUGAACUUUGUUUAGGUUUUUCAGCUUUCCAUCAGAAACACAUAAACAUCAGUAUGUGGCACGAAGCAAGGAGGCAAGAACGGUUAAUCCGUGGAAUGAUGGUAGAUUACAAGAAAAGAGCAGAGAGGCGUCGAGAAUACUACGAAAAAAUCAAACAAGACCCAACUCAGUUUUUGCGAAUCCAUGCCAGAUCUUCCAAGAUUCACCUGGAUCCAGCUGUAGCAGCCGCUGCUGAAGGACCACUUACUAUGAUGCCAUGGCAGGGUGAUUCCAGUCACAUGAUUGAUCGCUUUGAUGUCCGAGCUCACUUGGAUUAUAUCCCCCAGCGUCCAGCGGCUAUUCCAACACUGGAUGAGAUAAGAGAAGACCAGAAAUGCAACUAUGAGCGGUAUCGCACUCUCGUUCACAAUGACCAUGCUGGAAUCUCUGAGGAGCAGUGUCUUCAUCAAAUUUAUGUAGAGGAGAUGUUUCCAGAUAUCCAGAAAAGACCAGGGGAAGAGAAAGAAAAGUUAUCUGCAAUGAAAGCUGCUAUAGGUUUUACUUACGAUGAAGGUGAAAACUCCAAUCUGUCUCUGGAAGGCAAAGAUGCUUCAGAAGAGCAAGAGCAGGAAGUAAUUGACAGUGACAGUGACUCUGAUGUCAGCUUCUCAGAGAUUGAUCUAGAUGUUGUGAUUGAUGUAGAUGAUCUGACAAAGGAAAGUAAGGUUCAUCUCAAUGUGUAUGGAGAAAAGUAUGGAAUGGCUCCAGAGGCAUUCAUAAAAAUGCUUGAGAAGGAAAAGAUAGAAGCUGAUGAUAUGAGGAGAGCAAAGGAAGAUGAAGAGGAGAAAGCUAUGUUUUCUGGAAGGAAAUCCCGUAGAGAAAGAAGAGCUAUCAUUGAAAGAAAACUCAGAGAAAGGAAGGCAGCAGGAAAUAGUCCACCGAGCUAUGCUGCACGUGGUAGUCCAACAUAUGACCCAUAUCCAGGUCGAAGGUCAUCAAGGUCAUCCUCUAGUAGCCGUGACAACUCCCCAGAGCAAGCAGGCAAGGUCACCUUCAUCACCAGCUUCGGAGGCGAUGACGAAGAGGACAACGACAGUAGCAAAGCAAACAAAGACGAGAACUCUAGCAAAAGGUCCUCAUCUGGUCCGUCCUCCUCUUCCAAUAAACGUCUAGGAUCCUCAUCAUCUCUCAAUCGUAGCUCUGAUUCUCACUCCAAAUCAUGGCACAAGAGGGAUUCUAGAAGGUCUUCCACAAGAUCACGAUCACGGUCUCAAUCAAGAGACAGAGGAGGUUCUUCCUACAGACGUGAUGAUCAACGAUACAGAGGCAGAUCACCUUCCGAUUCGCAAGUCUCCUCCAGGUACAGGCGACGGUCACGCUCCAGUAGCUACUCCAGAUCACGUUCAAGGUCACGGGACCGGUAUCGCAGGUCACGGUCCAGUUCUAGGGACAGGAGGCGCUCUUACAGUUAUCAGCGACACUCGCGCUCAAGGUCACCUUCACGCAGUCACCAACACAUUUACCGCCGCAGGUCAAGGUCAAGAUCAAAGUCAAGAAGCAAAUCCCCACCGAAACGAUAUGGUAUGAUGUCUACUCUGAACACUUUAAGGAAAGAAACAGAAGAGAAAAGUAUUGCUAAACCUGCUGCUACCCCCAACAAACCCAAACUGACUCAACGUGAGAAACUGAAACUGAAAAUGCAGAAGGCCUUGAACAAACAACAUAAAGCAGAUAAGAUCAAAGAGUACAAGAAGAAAAAUACAAAGAUGUUAGAACAAGAGGAUCGAGACAACGUACUCAGAGAGCAGGCUAGGAAGAUGAGGAUGAGGGAACAAGAGAAGAAAGAGAAGGAACGACAGGAGUUUGGUUGGAGGCGCUCUAGAUCUCGUUCACGAUCAAGGAGCCGUUCCUUUUCCCCACCACCAAGACGCAGUUACCAUCAUUCCCCUCCCAGGUCCAAGUAUCGAGACUCGAGGAGCAGAUCCAGUUCUAGAUCUAGAUCCAGUUCCGGAUCCAGGUCUAGAUCCCGGUCACCGCCUGCUCAGUAUAGGUAUUAGUAUUAGCACGGUCCUACUCCAAUACAUCAAAAGAGCUUCGAUUGCUUGAAGGAUUCAUGAUGGUGUAGAAUGGGAUUAAGAGUAAGGAGGGAUGGUAAUGAGUGGGAGAAAGAGGGAGAGAGAGAUAGAAGGAGAAAACAGAUGAGUGUGAGAGAGAGAUAAAGAGAUAAAUGGACACAGACAGAUUGGGGGAGGGGUAGGAAAAGUCCCAACUACCAGGCAUCACCUCUGGCUGUUGAUAGCGCUGUCGAUCACCAGUCUUGAUAACUUGUACACAUCUUAAUGCUCCGUUACCAAGGAGCAUAUAACAUGCUACAUUUGUCAAGUGGUGUUGGGUCUGAAUGACAUGAUACUGAUUGUCUGUUGCAAGCUAUUGCAAGUGGCGAUAAUAUCUGAUAUCACUUAAAGAAGUCGAGACCUAUGUAUUGGGAAGAUGUUAAAAUUGGGGAAAAGAGGAAAAUAUCUGCCAAUUAUACAGUUCACUUUAUUUCCUGUGUAAGUGGGAUGCUACCUGCACUGCUUAACUUGAGAUAUGUUGUAAUUUGUAUUUUUACAAGGAUUUACUUGUCUAUUCACAGAGAAAAAACUAACCAGAAGGAGUCGAUAGGAAUAACUUAUUGGCCCGAAUUCACAAAGGUGGUUUUGAAAACCCACGGGUGAAUCCAUGGCAUAUGCAGAUUUCCUGUAUAAAUUACGCUUAUUUUACCGCGUAUUGGGCGCUUGUAUAAAAAAUUCCAAUGGUGAUGCGCGCUUUUGUCAGAGUGCGCCAAAUUGACACCUGUUACCAUGGUUAGAUACGCUAUUUUAUUCAUGAGUCCACUGUUUCAAGAGUGGACUCAUUAUUCAAAACAGUAGACUCAUGAAUAAAAUAGCGUGGAUAACCACGGCAACAGGCGUCAAUUUGGUGCACUCUGACAAAAGCGCGCAUCAGCAUUGGACAUUUUUUUAAUAUAUGCGGUAAAAUAAGCAUAAUUUAUACAGGGAAUCUUCAUAAACCAUGGACUCAACCGUGGGUUUUCAAAACCACCUUUGUGAAUUUGGGCCAUUGAAUUCAUAUAAGUUUAUGUGGAAAGUGAAUAUUGACAUUGAACUUGUAGGAUAACCUUUUCAGAAUUUCAUGAAAAAAACUCCAUUAAUAUGCCAGAUGUUGGGGCACUCAACUAUAAUGAUAAUAAUACAUAGGAUUUAUACAGCUUUUCCAUUUUGAUUGAAUGCUCAGGGUGCUUAGACUAGAGCAAACAUAAAAAAAAGUGAAGAGAACUUAAAGAAGUACAAGAAAAGGCACACUACAAAUGAGGGAAAAUGUCUAUAUUGCUGGGCACACAUGAUCUCAACUUUUCUGAACUGCCCUUUAUUUCGUGGUCAUUUUAUACUUUAUUUGCAAGUAAAAUCUUAAAAUCUUGCAUCUACACUGAUUGUGGUAUAUUAGAUGCCCUAAAUGCACCACUUAUGUUUUGUGGCUUAAAGGGGCACUCCAGGCUUGCAAUAAUAUGAUUUGAACAGAUAAAGAAACAUCAGAUAAACAAAACAUUGACAUUUUUAUUAAAGUUGGAAAAGGGAUAAUAAAAUCAUGGCAUUUUAAAGAUUUGCGUUAUUUUGGUGAAAACGACCUUGGCAUAUCUUCAUGAUUAUUCAAUGAACAAACUGAUGAUGUCAUAUACCCUUUUUUUUCUUUUGUAUUGUAUUACAUGAAAUUAUCUUUAUUUAGUUUUUUUCCCAAAAGAACCACAAAAAAUGAUUGACAAUUGAUGUAAUGCAUCAGAUAUUCAUUGCUGCAACUUAUUUCAUUACAAGGGAGAUAUAUAUCAUUUUUCAUACAUGUGUGAGUGAUAUCACUCACACAUGUAUGAAAAAAUGAAAUAAUUAUGACUUCAUGUAAUAACAUCAGAGAAAGGAAAGUGGGAAUGUGACAUCAGCCCACCUAAUGAAUAUUCAUGACAUGCAUUUAAUUGUUUUCACUAAAUAUUUGCUAGUACAUUUUUAAUGAAAUCUUCAGCAUUUUGCUUGGAGAGUUUUACUCUAUUCAUUAAGAUAUAAUAAUUUUCAGCCCAGAGUACCCCUUUUAUCUGAAAUAUUGCCAUUUUAUACCAUUUUUGUUGGUCAUGCAGUUGAGCAAAUUUAAAAUAAACAUAAAUGCUGAUUGUAAUGAAUUUUAGUGUAAAGAGUUAUUGUAAUACAUUUUGCUUGUACCCUUUGCCAAUAAUUACUAAAAGUACAUUACAUGCUGAACCUGUCUCAGAAUUAUUAUGAACAGGCAUGGUGGGGGGAAGGGGGGGCACAUAACCCCCCCUUUCUAGCUUGUCAACAAUUUUUUGCAGGGAAAUACAGUAAGCAUUUUUUUUUUUUCUUAGUCAUAUUUUUUCAAGCGCCUCUUGUUGAUGCUGUACAUGUAGUACAAUCAAGCUUGGGACAAAUUUGGGUAUUUUGUUGAAUAUUCAGAUUUUUGUAGGUCUCUACCUGCAAUUGUUUUCUCUGUAAAGUGCAAAUUAUAUGGUCUAGUUCAUGAGUUGUGGUUCUGGUACAUCUAGAUAUUCAUACAUGUUGGUACAUGAAUUGGUACAUGAAUUUAGAAAAAGCCACUGGUUAAGCAUUUGGAGAAGUUUAUAAAUCCCUCCAAAUGUUCCUUAUUAAGGUUUAACAUUUCAACUUUUGUUUUGGUAUUCAGGGAUGUCUGUUCAUCUUUAAAUCUGAAAGCUGUUUUUCAUAAUUGAUAAUUGUUAGUGAAAAUCAUUGAUAGAACACUUGAUGAAAUGGUGUUGUAUAUGUUAGGCCAAAUUAAGAGUGUAAUGUUCCAAAUCCUUUCUUCCCAUCAAAACACACAAUGAACUACAAAUAAAUGAAUGAUAUCCUAUAUUCAAUGACAAAUAUGCAUUAUGGAUUAUAUUACAAUUUACUUGGUCUCUUUCAGGUUGGUUAUUAAUGAAUGAAUCAUGACGUUGCUUUCCAAUUAUAUCAACUUUAGAUGGAUGUGGUAGCCAAAAGUUUUAGAAAACACAACAAAAAUUGACUCCUCCCUUCUUCGAAUACCAUAACUUUUUGUAAAGUAAAGUACAUGUAUUACCUAACCAAUCUCUCCUGCAGGGAACUGUCCAAGUUGUCUAAACACACUAUAGAACUAUCCAACUGUAUAUGGUCUUGACUCUACAGUAAUACAGAAUUUUCCAGAGGUUCAUAUUUUUAU
Lytechinus pictus (painted urchin) is the source of this 5326-nucleotide messenger RNA. Its product is annotated as CLK4-associating serine/arginine rich protein-like. The transcript is spliced from 15 exons. The record is from RefSeq and is a predicted model, not a curated record. Lineage: Eukaryota; Metazoa; Echinodermata; Echinoidea; Temnopleuroida; Toxopneustidae. Bases 163 to 2145 code for a protein of 660 amino acids.